UGAUCAGCAGUAUACAUCCAAACAUAAGACAUUUAGAUCAUUCAAUGAUCUGCUUCUGCAUUUGCAUGCAGUUUGUAGAACAUUCUCCCUCAGCUACUCUGCUCUUGCUAUACAUUGUUUGUUCUCUACCUUGAAGACUUUAAGUUCGCAUACAACCAGGCACUCUUCAUAUCUUCCAGUAAGGAAUCAUGGACUGCUCUUGUCAUCAGUGUCUUUUGUCAGGCUUUUAGAUGCUGUCGCUCUACAAGUUCCCAGAUUUGCUUGGAUUGGACAUUCUACUUCAAUCUGCUUUCGUUCCUGUCGUUUAAACCAGCAAGAUGAAUCUUCAUAUCUUCUUGUAUGUGCUUGCCUUCAUUGGGAGAACAGUCCAAGGAAAAUGUUCUGUUGGUUGUGACUGUGAGAGGGUAAACGAUUUGGUCAAUGUGGACUGCGCUUGGUGUGGUCUUAACAAUGUUCCAGAGGACAUUCCAUGCGAUGCUGGUGAAGUUAACCUGCAUACUAACUAUAUCACUAGACUAAAUAAAAAGUCAUUCUCCUGCCAAGCCCAGUUGAGUAAACUUUUCCUAUCACAAAAUAAAUUGAAAUACAUUGAGAAAAAUGUUUUUGAACGCUUGAUGAAACUAACAUACAUCGAAUUUGAAUCAAAUGAACUUGUGAGCAUUCCAUAUCUUGGCUCAUUACCUCACCUUAUUGAUGUAUCUAUCUUUAAAAAUUUCUUUGUAGAGUGGCCACAGUUGUUUCUUUCUAGUAUGCCAGAAAGACAGCCUUUCAAGAUGAGUUUGGCAUACAACAAACUAUCUGAUGCACCAAAAGUUCCCUUCAAAAUAUGGAACCUUAAUCUUGAAGGAAACACUGUUACUGAUCUGUCCAAUGCAGUGUUUACACAUCCUGAAGUGAUUUUAGAGCUGAAUAUUGAUAAAAAUAAUGUAGAGUACCUGGAUAAGUUGCAGAAGAUGGACAAUCUUACGAUACUUUCCCUGGAAUCCAAUGGAAUUCGAAGCAUUGCUGACACAACAUUUGCCUACCUUCCUUCACUUAAAAGAAUUAACCUGGCAAGAAAUAAAAUUGUUGAUGUCUCACCCUUCAGAAACAUGUCAUACAUUACAGAUAUAAUACUGGCAAAAAACAGUAUAAGACAUAUCCGUCACCCUGCUUUUACUAACAUUCCAAACAUAGCUGUCAUCUAUCUUAACGAUAAUGAAAUUGUUUGUUAUAUGCCUCACUCGGACUUCAGUGUACCAUCGAGCCUUCUUCUUGGCCGCAACAAAAUAUCAGUUAUGGACAUGAAUCCUGCAGGGAACUAUUCAAACGUAGUAAUUCUAUAUAUCGACAACAACCAUCUUGGUAACUUUUCCAUUCAUCCGUUCCCUGGUUUAUCUAGUCUUUAUGCUUCAAACAAUUUCAUUAAAGAUGUGAUAUCUCUCAAGUAUGAACAUCGUUUUCUAAGAUACAUCAACUUGUGCUAUAACCAAAUCGGGAAUGUGAAAAACUUUGAAAACCUACCUGCCCUAAAGUGGCUGUUUCUCUGUCAUAACUCCAUCAAAACCUUGGAUGAUAACAGUCUCAUCGACUCGUUUAGUCUUCUUACCCUUGACCUAAGCUACAAUAAGUUGUCAGAACUCCUAAACUUCACAGCUUUGCCUGCUCUGAGACGUCUUGAUUUAUCAGGCAACAUCCUUCAUGUGAUAGGAAAUGCAACCUUUGACCACCUACCAAGGCUUGUUACUCUCAACCUUAGCCAAAAUCAAAUCUCAAAACUUGGUUUUUUCAGUUCGAUGCCAUCACUUGAAACUCUAUCUUUAAGUCACAACCAGCUGAGGACCAUCCACCCCCAUGACUUCUCUAAUCUAAAUAAUCUUAGAGUUUUGCAGUUAGCUUCCAAUUUUAUUGUAGAGUUUGAAAACAUCAACUUGCCUUCUCUUCAAAGACUUGACAUCGGUUUUAAUUUCUUAACUCGUAUGAAUUUUAAUCAUGUAUUGGAUCACAGAAUUCUAUAUAUCAAUGUUGAGAGUAACAGAAUAGCUGAGGUUAUAUCCACUCAUGCUCCACUUGUAAGUAUCAUUGUAAACAACAAUGGGAUUGGAUCAUUAAAUUCAAGUUUGUUAUCUGGGUAUAAUGUUUUUGCAUCCAGCAAUAACCUGACCGAUUUCAACCAGGUUUGUAUUACACCUGGUUUGAUUGGACUUUUAUGGUGGCCCUGA
Molecule: messenger RNA, 2201 nt
Organism: Strongylocentrotus purpuratus (purple sea urchin)
Lineage: Eukaryota; Metazoa; Echinodermata; Echinoidea; Camarodonta; Strongylocentrotidae
Product: internalin I-like
Exons: 1
Coding region: 318-2201 (627 amino acids)
Cellular component (GO): extracellular matrix
Molecular function (GO): protein binding
Source: RefSeq, a predicted model, not a curated record